UUAAAAAAAAAAAAGCAAGAAAGCUCAGCUCAUAAAGGAAGAGAUAUUAGACUCUAUAAGAAAACGAGGCUCUCCUAGUAAUUGAGAGAGAGAGAGUGAGAGAAAAGCAAUGCAUUUCGAAGCUUCGAUGCUCAGAUUUCUUCUGCUAUGGCUGCUCGUUUUCUGCACCGCUUUCUCUUCGUCUUCAGCUCGACCUCCACCAUUUGCCAUGCGGAUAAGCUGUGGAGCUCGUGAUAAUGUUCAUACACCGCCAACCAAUACACUCUGGUAUAAGGAUUUUGCAUAUACAGGAGGGAUACCUGCUAAUGCAUCACGUACAAGCUUCAUCACUCCUCCUCUUGAAACACUGCGCUACUUUCCCCUAUCUGGAGGUCCUGAAAAUUGCUACAACCUUAAUAAUGUGCCAAAGGGACACUAUUUAGUCAGGAUGUUCUUUGGAUUGGUUAACCAAACCAAUUUUGACAGCGAACCUCUAUUCGAUAUUUCUGUCGAAGGAACUCAGAUUUGUUCUUUGCAGUCAGGUUGGAGCAACCGGGAUGACGAAGCAUUUGCUGAAGCCAUUGUGUUUCUUUUAGAUGGCACUGCCUCUCUCUGCUUCCAUAGCACUGGUCAUGGAGACCCAACAAUUCUUUCAAUUGAAAUUCUUCAAGUUGAUGAUAAUGCAUACUAUUUUGGUCCACAGUGGGGUCAUGGAAUAGUGCUUAGAACUGCCACAAGACUGAGUUGUGGUACAGGGCAGUCAAAGUUCGGCACUGAUUAUAGUGGUGAUCUAUGGGGUGGGGAUAGAUUUUGGAAAUACCUUAAAACUUUUGGUCAGAAUUCUGAUCGGCCUAGAUCUACUGAAAGUAGCAUAAAGCAGGCUUCACUUUCUCCAAACUUCUAUCCACAAGGUCUUUAUCAGUCAGCACUUGUUAGUACUGAUAAUCAGCCUGAAUUGACAUAUGCAAUGGAUGUGGAGCCCAAUAGGAACUACUCAAUUUGGUUACACUUUGCAGAAAUUGAUUCUUCAGUGACUGCCAUAGGGCAAAGGGUAUUUGACAUCCUGAUAAAUAGCGAUGUUAGAUUUCAAGAUGUAGACAUUAUCAAAAUGAGCGGGGAUCGUUAUGCAGCUCUUGUUCUUAAUACAACUGUUGCAAUUAGUGGAAGGACCUUGACAAUAACCUUGAAGCCUAAAAAUGGUAGUCAUGCCAUUAUUAAUGCCAUUGAGGUUUUUGAGGUUAUCGUAGCAGAGUCCAAAACCUCACCAGAAGAAGUUAGUGCUCUACAGACUUUGAAGAAUGCAUUGAGCCUUCCUCUUCGGCUUGGAUGGAAUGGUGAUCCAUGUGUUCCCCAAGAACACCCAUGGAGUGGAGCAGAUUGCCAUUUUGACAGUAACAGCAGCAAAUGGUUCAUCGAUGGACUUGGUCUUGACAACCAAGGUCUGAGGGGUUUCUUGCCUGAUGACAUAUCCAAGCUAAGUCAUCUACAGAGCAUAAACUUGAGUGGAAACAUGAUUCAUGGGGCCAUUCCUUCCUCACUAGGAACAAUAGCUAGCUUAGAAAAAUUGGACCUGUCCUACAAUUUCUUUAACGGAUCAAUUCCUGAAAGCCUGGGACAGUUGACAUCAUUACAGAUACUAAAUCUUAAUGGCAACUCAUUGUCUGGAAGAGUCCCUGCUGCACUAGGAGGAAGGCUUUUGCAUAGAGCUAGCUUCAAUUUUACAGAUAAUGCUGGCCUUUGUGGUAUACCUGGACUGCGUACAUGUGGGCCCCACCUUUCUGCUGGUGCAAAGGUUGGCAUUGCUUUAGGUGCAUUGUUGUUAUUACUACUCAUUGGCAUCUGUUCAAUGUGUUGGUGGAAAAGGCGGCAAAAUAUCCUCCGAGCACAGAAGCUUGCUGCACGAGAUGCCCCCUAUGCGAAGGCAAGGACUCAUUUAUCAGAUAUCCAGAUGACAAGGCCUUAUAAUAAUCAUGGUCAUUCUCGGACUGCUGCUGAGAAUGGGCCUAGUUUGCUGUCAUGAUGAGACAACAAUCACUUCGUGAUCUAAUCCAGUCAAGACGUGCUCCAUUUUUGAGCCUUGAUUUUGUUUGAAAACAAAAUCCUAGUGGCCACAUCGUUGAUUCGGCCUUGCAGAGAUUUUUUUUCAGCUCAUUAUACUGCCCAGUGUGCUACUCUGUUCGUUGAAUCCUGAAUAGCAAAUAGACUCACUUCAUUAGAACCAGAUCCCACAUUUGUGCACCAAAUUCCCUGAUAUGAAAAAUCUUGUACAUUGCUCCAAUUCUUUUUUACUCCCCCUCAAUCUGUCGAAGAAAUUAUGUAACAAAUUAGAGAACAGAUGCAUAUAGAAAUUCAAAAUUUUUCCAAAAUUUAGUCUUA
Molecule: messenger RNA, 2355 nt
Organism: Quercus robur (English oak)
Lineage: Eukaryota; Viridiplantae; Streptophyta; Magnoliopsida; Fagales; Fagaceae
Product: receptor-like protein 4
Exons: 9
Coding region: 110-1999 (629 amino acids)
Molecular function (GO): protein binding
Source: RefSeq, a predicted model, not a curated record